AUGGCCUUUUCUGCCGUGUCUGAUUGUGCCCCCGGCCGUCAUCUUUCAAGGUCAUAUUUUCCGUUGGAGGGCUAUAGAGCUGAAAAACGUGGUAGGUAACAUUUCUAGCGAAAAGGUAAUCCUCAAGGUGAUGGGUACUUGUCGAAAAAGUUAUUAACACCCCAUGAGUUGUGUUGCUCAAAUUUGUUUGUACACGCUCAAGGUACAAACCUCGAGCCAGCAAAGUCAGCAAAGUGUUAACUCAUUUAUCACGACGGCAGUGGUAUCGAUUUAUGGUAUUGGUUUUCCUGUUAAAAUACAACGACUCCCACGUCGUUCUGUCCUUGCUCAUGUGAGAACUAGAGGAGAGCUCUGGAAUUAAAAUGGUGAAGCGAUAUCGAACCUUGUCGUUUCAGUAAUGAAUAUCUUUUUUCAUUUUUCCGCAUUAUUUUCUCUCACCCUUGAUGAGGGGAGAAUCGCGGGCGCACCAAGACACCCACGACAGGAGACUGAGCCUCGCCUACAUGUGCACAUGUGUUCUACAGUCGACUCCCGCUAACUCAAACCUCCCACGAAGGCUGAACAAAUAACUGAGGCAAAUAAAUGAGGCAAAGUCAGGCCAAUAAAAAUAAGCAUAAAAAUGACAAUUGAUUUAGACAAAUAACUUUUCCCGUACCGUAGUAUACUUACUGAAGAACUCUAUCUAACUGAUUUAUUGACAGCUCUCUGCACUACAGAUCAGUAUGACAAGAUUGAGGGAUGUGCAUACUUCAAGGCGCAAGGCUAUUGUGAAGAAACGUCGCGUUACUAUACUUAUGUACAAAGUAACUGCCAUGCAUCUUGCGUCAACUGCGAAAGUAAGUCUGAAGGAACCAUAAACCUUUCGAAUACUUGUACCUUGAGUCCUUUAAUCAACAAGUACGAAUGCUUCCAGGUUUAUUCGUCAAAGGUUAAAUUGAUUGUUUCAAACCAAUUGCGUUGUCUCAAUGCCGUCCGUUUUUCUUAAAACUAACUCCCUCUUAGUGGACUUUGAGACAUGAGGCUCAUGUUUACAUCGCUCGAAUUUUAGACAGUUACAAAUUUAACUGUUUUAUUAAAAAUAACUUUAUUUCAUUUUUUUUUAUAGUGCCACCAACUCAACCACCGGAAGGUAAGUUCACUCAGGAGCAUUGUCUUGGUUUAAUUUAGCAGCCUCUCUUGAAAGUUCAUGAUAGCCAUGCACUAGCCAAUACAUUAAGUGGAAGUCAAAGAUUAUCAAAAAAAAUCAUGAAUGAUUUUGUUGACAUGAUUACUUUGGAGUACCAUUUUUUUGAAACUGAAUUUUGAACUCCAGACUGCCGACUAUUCAGUGUCAUGUAGCAGCUCCCCUAACCCUAAAAGCCAAUUGGUUCGAUACCCUUACCGUGAAACAGUAGGAAAUAAGGAUAAACCAUGUGUUAUUGUUUUCUGCGACCAAUGAGGAAACAUUUUACGAGAAGCUCCUACAUUACCUACUAUUUUGGGAGACUUUACUUUUUUACUCUCUUUAUAUCCUUCCAACCCCUUCCCCCUAAAAGACAAUCAACUGGAGGAAAUUAUGACGUAGGUUUGUCCAACAGGUAUUUCAUAAAUUUAAGAGCAAAGACGGUAUUAGACUUGCCCACAAGUUGAUUGAUUACUAAGACCGUUAAUUAGUGUUAAAUUUAUAAAAAAAAAAGACGUCUAAAAACAUUUUUUAAUGUUUUAGUGUAACUGAGCAGGGUGCGCGAACUCCUAAGGACGAGCUUGAAGCAAGUGCCGAGCGCGAGCGGGGAGUGAUCUAAUAGACCUUAUUCACGAUACGUGGUUUCGCAGGGGGCUAGAUAGUGACAAGAUCUUCUUAAGGUGGCUCGAUAGGGUUUUUUCAGGGUCAAUACGUCCCAAGUUUGAGCAUACGCUACGACGCUAAUAACAAAAAUUUGGAAAAAUUACCACCACAGGUGUAUUAGAUGAAGAUAAAAAUUUGUUAUGAUCAUGGUUACAAUGACAUCGGAGUUGUCAUAGUAACGAAAUGACGCCAUUACUUAUUUUGCUUGCAGCUAUAUUUUUUUGGCACUGGGAACUCUGCUUUUAAAACCGUUCACUUGGGCUUUUCCCUCUGCUACCCACCUUGAUGUUCGUCAUCGUUUUAUAUGACCUUUGAGUUUCAAGAUUAUUGAUAUGUUGUAAGGCAUUGAAAUAAGGGCUACAAUUCGUUAAUUUUUUUUGUCGGAAAUUACGUGCUAACAAGUGAGAGCCUCUCUUUAUUCAGGGUAUUCAAGUUUCCUUUUCACGUGAAAAACUGCAGUAACUAACAAUGCAUUUGAAAUAUGCAGAAAUGUUAGCUAUUGUUGUCCACGAAAAUAUAAAUUCCGACCAAAAAUUAGCGAAUUGUAGUCCUUAUUUUACUGCAUUACAAGAUAUCAAUAUUCUUGAAACUCAAAGGUCAUAUAAAACGACAGUUAAUCUCGAAAAUCCCAAAUUUUAUAAAAAUCUAUCAAGCGGUUUCAAAAUUAUUCCCUUAAGUGUUUAAGUAGACCAACAUGUUUACAAAACCGCUAACAAGAGCGCCUCGAUACAUACUAAUCAAAUUCUUCUUUUUGUAGCAGUCGGCUAAAGCUAUCUCCAUGAUCCUUCACACACGUUUUAAUCAGAGAUUAAAACUACUACGAGGUAAAAUUGCAUUUCAAAAGCGUUUCGUUUUCCAGAGAUAACGGCCGAACAUCAAGAUUGUCAAAUUUUUAGCGUAUUUCUAACCAUGAAAACUUCAUCCCAAAAUAUCGCUAUAACAGUCUUGUAGAUUUGGCUCAAACGAUCAUCGAGGUUGGUAUUGGAGGAGAAAGCUCUGGUAAAUGUUUUUGAAGAAGAGUUCUCACUGUGCCGAGAAUUGCAGCAAGUAAAAUAGGUAAUGGCGUCAUGGCGUCAUGGCAACUCCGAUGUCAUUGUAACCUUGAUCGAAAGGAACUUUCAUCUGCAUCUAAUACAGCUGUGGUGAUAAUUUUUUCAAACCUUCGUUAAUGGCGACGUAGUUUAUGCUGAAACUUGGGAGGUAUUGACCCUGAAAAACCCUAUCGAGCCACCUUAGGAUAGAUUUUGUCACUUGUUUUCCCUCUAAGAAGCCACGUAUCGUGAAUUUUGUUUGUUUUCCCAGUGUAGGUCUUGUGAUAAUAACCUACGGAACUACUUCAUUCAUAUUCCGUCUUAUUCCCGUGCAUUUGUUCCCAUGAUUUAUGGAAAGACAAAGGGGUAAUCUCCUGAAACCUUCAUUCGCAAAACAAAUCAUACAAGCUAAAGAGGUCAAUUCGCGACUUUAAUGCAAUAGAACGUUUUCACAUGACGUCAAGGAGGCCAUUUUGGUUUUCCUAAACAAUGAAACGGUGGCCAUGUUGGUGUCCCAAGCCAGUCCUGUGGGAGUUGAACUCUUUCUAAUGUAAGCUCUCUCUUUUCUUCUAAUGAAGUUGCAUACAUACUCCCACAGGACUAGCUUGUAGGAGCAACAUGGCCGCUGUUUCAUUGUUUAGGAACACCACAAUGGCCAACGUGACGUCAUGUGAAAACGUUCUAUUGCAUUAUGGGAAACGUGAAAGUCGCCGAUACCUAUUUCUCUUUCGUAAACAGUCGUUGCCAUUUGCAAAUGGCAGCGAUCGUUUACAAAAGGGGCAACUGCGUCGUCGAUUCUUGACAAAUAGGCCACUUGCACUAAGAAGUCACGUGACCAAUGCCUCCUUUAAACAAUGAGUUGGAAUCUUGCUGAUGCCAAAAAUUGACAGAGCACAUAAAAAUUAUCUUACACCCAAAAUUUGAGCGGAAACGCAUUUAAGGGAGAUAUUUUAUGGCACUUUGAUUUUUCAACAAAGUAGUAUGAUUUGUACUGGCCACCAUGCACGUUGGAGGGCAUACUCUUGCCCUCCAACAUGGCGGCCAAAACUACUCCGGUCUCUGCUUACAUCUUGUUAAACGUUUGAUAGUUACCCUCAGAUGUGCUGUUAACGUUACCACAUCAUCUUUUCAACAUUUUCCUUGAAGUUUAAGUGCAAAAUUUGUCAGAGUUCAGAAAGAGGUAAUUCAUAAUUUCAAAAAUUCACAUUUUGGUCACGUGACCAUUUACGAACUUACUUAUUUUAAGAAAAUGGCGCGGGUUUGAAAACCAAAUCACUAUUACUUUGUUAAGAUAUGACCCACUAAUCGUUUUUCGAGAGCAAACUCAUAUAACUUUCAUUUUCAUAAAAAAACGAUGUCACAUGACCUCUUAGUGCAAAUGGCCUAUUUGAGAGCAGAGUAGAUCUAGCAAUUGUGGAAAACAUUUUGUCUCUCACACUUUCUUUAAUGUUAUAUAUGCAAGUGUUUACGUUUUGUAUUUGUUCUCACGGCUUUUAACAAUUGUUUGGUUCCAAGCAAGUGUUUUAAUUUGUCUUUGUAUUUAUUGAACAAAAAGUGGACGCAGGCGACUGUCUGGGAGCUCAUAAUGCUAAGCGUGCUCUUCAUGGAGCACAGCCUUUGACCUGGAGCUCAACACUUGCUCAGGAGGCUAAGGAGUGGGCUGAAACACUGAUAGAAGAAGGAACGUUUAAACACGCUAACACUACUGAUGGGGAAAAUUUGUUCGGAGGGACAGCCACAAAAGCUUACACAUGUGUUGACGCCGUGGAAUCCUGGUAGGUGAUCUACACAAGUCAGACUAUUUUGCUGUUGACUCAUAAGCCCCGUGCAAACGGACGUAACAAUGUUGGAAAUUUUUGCCGGCGUACGUCUGCGCAUACCCUUAAGCCAUUUCCCAGUUGCAAAACUCUGAAAUGGCUUAAGGCUACACGCAGACGUACACACGCACUUUCAAUGCCAAGGUUUGUGAAACGUUUUAUGUUAAAAGUAAUGAGUUAUAUAUGUGUCAGAAUUAAUAACUAUGAAAACAAAGACUUUCCAUUAACCUUCCCUUUGAGGAGCAAUUUUUGGGCAAGUUGGGAAUGAGUGGCUAUUGGGAGGUAGGGUAGAUUUUCACUGUCGCGCAAUUUUUACGUGCGUACGCGAGUGAAAUUUACUUGCAUAAAUAAAACAGUUGAGGCAAUGUAUGAAACGCCGCGCGUAAACGUAAAAGUUAAGCGAUAUGUUUACGCUUGACCUGCCAUACAUCGCCUCUAUUUUAUUUACGCGCGUAAAACAACGUGCGUACACAAAUAAAAAUUAUGCGACAGUGGAAAUCCACCUUUAUAAAUUAAAAUGAUACUCGCAGACCUAUACACCAUUUAAAAAACAAAAAUUAUUAAAGGACAAAAAAAGGAAACGAUUAUGAUGAUAGGUACUAGUUAUAUAGAGAGAGAAGAGUUGUAAGUUAAUAUUUUUUUAAGUCUAGCCAUGAUUUUGUCGUUAUCUAUAUAGUUGUCUUCGGUUUUCAGUAUAUUUGAUAAAGCUCCUUUAAGUUUUUUUCUGAAGGUCGUCCUUGAUAUGUUUUUAAAGCUAUUUAGCAUCUCAUUCCAUAUCUUUGCGCCAACAUGAGAGAACGCAUUCUUUUGUAUAUCAAGUCUAGAUUUUUUACGUAGAAAUUUUGUGAAGUUGAUGAGCGUGUAGAAUAGUGUUGUGAAUUUGAUGUCCUUGAAAACAAGUUUAAAAUAUUUAUCGGUGUAUUUCUUUCGUCUAUGUCGUGCAUUAAGUUUAAGACGGAUUGAUAAUACAAAAAAUUUAAUGGCAGUACUUUGGAAUUUACCAAAAAAAGGCCGGAAUAGCAUGAUCUUAUCUGUUUGCAGAAUAUAUCAAGCGUAGUGCACGUUUUUGAAGGAUAAGUAUUUUAAUUGUCGAGGUACGUUUUACAGGCGUUUCACCAAGAGAUAAGAUCAUAGGUUAAGUAAAGUGUUAUCAGUGCAUUGUAAAUGUUUACAAGAACAGAAGACGGUACAAAGUGUCUUAGCUUAGAUAGCAUACCAAUCGUUUUACUUAUCUUAAUGGCAACUGUGACAAUAUGUGUUCUCCAGGAAAUAUUCUCAUCUAUUAAGACUCCUAGAUAUUUUGUGCAAUCUUUUCGUUCAAGAUUUCCAUUUUUAUUGGUUUCAUUAUCAUAAAUAGAAAUUCGAAGGGGAUUAAUUUUUUUUGUUGAUAGGACCGAAAAAUGACAUAGUUAGAUUUUUUACCAUUUUAUGUCAGUUAACUUGUUUGUAGUGAGCCAAUCGUAUAAUUCUUGUAAUUCAAUAUUUACUGUCAAUUCAAUGGAUUUCAAGUUUUUGUCAGCGUAAACUUGAGGAUAUUAGUAUCAUCCGCAAAAAGAAAGAAAUUAAAUUUUUCAGAGCAAAAAUGAACAUCAUUUAUGUAAAGUAUCACAAAAACCGGAUCUAAUAAUUGUUUCAUUAUACAUUGUUUUGAAAUAAAUAACGACAAACUCGGCACCGUUGCACGGAACCGCUUUGACAUUGCUCUUGAAAAUCAUGCUUUGCGCGCGCAACCUACAGAUUAGUCAGUUAUCUGUUAGCAGAUAACUAUCUAAUCCGUAGGGUGCGCUGAUUUCCAAUUUAACUGUAGGAUCUUAGCCAAUGAAAAGAUAAUUAGUGAGUACAAUGUGUAAUAAACAAAGUAAUGUGCUGAACGUGUAAAGUUUUGUUGUUUUGCCUAAUAAAUCUUGUUGCUCCUUUGACGUUUUCGUUACCGUCGCCUUCGAGGCAUGGAGGAAGGAAGAUCACAGCGCCAAGAAGAUCCUAGAAGUCGGAAAAACUUUUCGAUGGGUUUACAUGCAGAAAUUUCGGUCCGUGUAGUUGAGCAGGAAUUAUAGAUGGCGGGCGAAGAUAACAAACAUGCAAUUUAUGAAUACUAUAUACCAUCCUAACUAAGAGAGAUGUUCUCUUGAUCCUAACCUAUUCCCAAAACUGCUUUGAUUUUUUGUGCAGGUAUAGCGAAGAGCCUGACUACCCUUACAACAACCCACCAACUACAGAAGCAGAGUUUUACGUCACCCCGCAGUUUGGUCACUUCACACAGGUUUGCGGUCUUUCUUUAUUAAUUACAGUUGUUGCUAAUAAUCCCUCUUUUGAAAUACGUUAAAAAUUGGGUCUUAUGAUAAUUACUGACUGUCGAAAAGUGUUAACUUAUUAGGUAGGAGUGAUACAAGCUGCUGCACAAACGCCAACGGGUGCAGAAUGCUCAACGCUUUGAUCACAUCACUCCCUCCCAAUUUAGCCUCCACUGGCUGCUAAUUCGCCACUUUAGAAACGAAAAGGAACCUGGGGCGACUCAACUUUUUCAAUGGGAAAAACAGCCAAUAGCUGACCGGCUCGUCACCAGUAGCGAUCCCAGAAACAAUUGGGGCAAGCAUUUCGGGUCCAGUUCUCUUCUCGUUUCUAAAGUGGCGAAUAAGACAGAAUCCAGUUUAAAAAUCUCACUUAUCACCUAUAAAGCCUUCAAUGGACUUGCUCCUGCAUCUAUACUGAAAAAAACGGUUAAAACAAAAAACUAAAUCUCUAAAUACAACCUAGAGUCUUCUGAUGACAAACUCAUACUUCAGCAUCCCAACUCUCGCUACUCUUGGUUCAUUUACCGCCGUGGCACAAAAAAUAUGGGACGAUCUACCAGAGGUUAUCCGCAAUGCCAUAAAUGUCGUCGCCUUUAAACGCCUACUGAAAACUCAUCUAUUCAGCCAGGGAGGCGUAUCGCUGUUAGAAGAUUAAACUUAUUUUAAAAAAACUGGGUACCCUUUGUACCGUCCGUGGGUUAAAUGUUUUUUUUUUUUGUUUUUUUUUUGCAAAUGCGUUUUUUGAUUUGUUUGUUUGUUUUUUUGCUAUAGAUUGUUUGGAAGGGUACUCAUCAGGUUGGUGCAGCCCUUGCAACAAAGAAUUUAGGGAACGGUUACAUUAAAACCGUCAUAGUGGCCCGUUAUUCCCCGCGAGGAAACAUCCUGGGACAAUUUCCCGAUAACGUGUUACCUGAGCAGUGA
Porites evermanni is the source of this 7885-nucleotide messenger RNA. NCBI's taxonomy places the organism in Eukaryota, Metazoa, Cnidaria, Anthozoa, Scleractinia, Poritidae. The record is from the annotation of a GenBank genome assembly.